Messenger RNA from Myxocyprinus asiaticus (Chinese sucker), 2190 nucleotides. It is a transcript of the gene fgf1a, whose product is annotated as fibroblast growth factor 1a. The record is from RefSeq and is a predicted model, not a curated record. Bases 315 to 842 code for a protein of 175 amino acids. The transcript is spliced from 3 exons. Gene Ontology annotation, molecular function: fibroblast growth factor receptor binding; growth factor activity. Gene Ontology annotation, biological process: cell differentiation; regulation of cell migration; fibroblast growth factor receptor signaling pathway. Lineage: Eukaryota; Metazoa; Chordata; Actinopteri; Cypriniformes; Catostomidae. Gene Ontology annotation, cellular component: cytoplasm.
CUUAAAUAUUAUAUUCAUAAACUGUUUACAUAAACAUAUACAGCAACACCUUUCUGCUGGGACUCAAGAUAAUAAAUAUGUCUUGUUGAAACAGCUGGCGCAAGAGUGUUUACACGUGCGCAUCAACCGCAGUCAAAGGGUUAAUGAAUACAAAUCGUUCGUCAGCACAUGCUGCUAAAGCAUUACUGGUUGUGUCUGCAAACCUAGUGAGCUGCAUCCCUAGGCAGGAUUUUUGCAUCAUAAGGGUGUUCCGAGGCAGCUGCUCAAAAUGCUGUUUCGGUAGGCAUCUCGCUAGGUAUUGAGACAUUCAUUUUAUGUUUGCAAAUAGUGAUAAGCUCAGGGUAGAUCGUUCAUUAGUAGGCAUGACAGAGGCAGAUAUUACGGUGUUUUUGCCAGGGACCGACGCAUUCAGCUUUCCAGAUCACAGGAAGCUAACACGCUUAUACUGCAUGAAUGGUGGAUAUCACCUUCAGAUCCUGCCGGACGGGACAGUGACUGGGACACGAGAUGAAGAUAACUACAGUGAGUUAUGCGUUUCAUGCAUACUGAGAAUAAAGGCUACAAGUCCAGGAGUGGUGGUCAUUGAAGGAACAGAGGCAGGACAUUACCUCUCUAUGAAUGUAGAUGGCAAGCUGUAUGCUUCAUCAUUAGUUACGGAUGAAAGUUAUUUUCUGGAGAGGAUGGAGGAGAACCACUACAACACAUAUCAGUCUCAAAAGCAUGGUGAAAACUGGUACGUCGGAAUCAAAAAGAAUGGGAAAAUGAAACAUGGCCAAAGAACACACACUGGACAAAAGGCUAUUUUCUUUCUCCCUCGACAGGUGGACCAGGAAAAGAACUAAGGCCUGAGAACUGCUAGUUACACAAAUGUGUAUUCAUUAAAAUUACUUAAUCACGUAGAAUAACAGUACUUCACAUUACUGAGACAAACAACACAUGACCUUUAACUAACUUGCUGAGGCAGAUAUCUCAUCAGAUAUCUGUUAUAUCUCUGUCUCUAUAUAGAAAAUGUAAUAUAUAUAUAUAUAUAUAUAAACUUAAUUGUAAUAAACACACUAACAUAAGUUUAUUAACUCUUGAAUUUAGCCAGGUCGAAGCUCACUAUUUAAAUAUGCACUAGUCACUAACAAAAAUAAAAAUAAUACACUGCUGUACACUUACUGUUGCUUUAAGAAGAGAAAUAGGUUCUUCUAGUUUUUACCUCAUUUUGAAAGGGCACUGAAUGUUUUAUUUUCUUUGUAUUAUAAUUUGUGUCUUAUUAUACCUGUCCUGUAUUUCUUUUCUCUUAACAAUAUACAGUAGACAAAUCAUCACUACUCUGCCUUGUGAAUGUACCAUUCUGGAUUGCUUGCAACACUGUAAAACUGUUCAAUGUAAUCAACUGAUCUGUGAUUUGACCUUCAUGUGGAAAAAAAAGAUUAUAUAUAUAUAAACAAUUAUAUUAACUCCAAAUAAAGUGUAAUUGAAAGAUAUAUUUUAAAGUGAAUACAUUUGCCACUGCAGCCAUUACAAUUAAAUUAUAUUGCAAAAUAAGAUAUCAAAACAAUGGAUUUUACAGUAGAUCUUAACUGUUUAAUCAAUGAAUGUGCAAAUAAUGGAUUUGUGUGCAACUGUUAAAGUUCACAAUCCCUUCUAAAAAGAGGCAAUGUUAUUUUUUAAUACGAGAUAUAUAUAUAUAUAUAUAUAUAUAUAAACAUACAAAGUAAACUGGAGUUGUCAUAGAAGUUACAUUUAUUAAAAGUUACUUGACAAGUGUAAAACAUAUAAAUCACAAAUAACACAUUGUGAAGCACUAUCUCAUACUGCAGUCUUCAAUAAAAAUAAAUCAAUUAAUCAUCUAAUGCUACAUUUGGCAUCAUAAAAUGUUCUAUUACGCAAACCAGAUGCUUGAUUGAUUAAGCGCAUAACAAUGUAUUCAGAUGUGCUUGAAUGCUGAAUCAGUUUGCAAUUAAUCUAGGCUUACCUUUUAAAUAACUAAUAUUUUGGUCCUCUUUAUGACAGCAAUUCGAAACAGGCUUAGGUAUCAUUGAAUAAACUUAAAAAGGACCCGGCAUUUGUUCUCUGUGUUUUUUUGUUCUGUGUGUAUAUCUUAAAAGUGUUCAUUUACAACGUUUGACGUCACUCUCUUCUUGUGUACCUUAUAUACAUACUUUUUUCUAAUUCACAAAAGAAGUUAAACUAUUAGAUUUA